AUGAACCCAAAAGAGAUUUCUCCUAAUCUUCCAACUAAUCAACAAGAAAAAUCCUUUGACUGCAUUGAUGACGAAGACAUAAAAGAGGAUAGAAAAGAAGCUCAACCUCAUUGUCAAGAAUGUAAUCAAAUUAUCCCUUUUCAUUUAUUAAGAGGCUAUUUUUACCGAAUAAUUGAAAGUGGAGCAUUUUUCAGGCUAUUAGUUACCGGCAAAGGCACUGACAAUCGCGGCGAAAUAGCCUCGGGAAAAGGAAUAAAAUAUAAAGGAGAAAGAAGAGUUUUCUUUAUCACUUUACAAUAUGCCAACAAAUCCGAUAGUGCUUUAAGUGGCGAUGCUUUACAUUAUGUUUUUGAUGAAGCCAUGCCCUCUGACGGCAGACAAUUAGAAAAUCCCAAUGAAGAAGCUCCACCUGCUGAAAGAGGCAAAUAUGGUCGCAUGUUAGAUACAGUGAGAAAUCCCCGUCGCCACAAAACCGGAACUUAUGAAGAAAUAAAAGACUGUAUUUAUGCCCGAGAAUUAAAACAGGGAACAACAAAUCACCAAAAAUUUUGGUAUAAAAAAGGCGAAGAGGAAGAACUAGAACCUGACAUUUUACAUAUAUGUUUUAGCCCCGAAGAAUACAUUGAUAAUAAGACAUUGCCUGAUUUUUUUACUGGUGAAACCGAAAACAAAGCCCACCAAGCCAAACAAACAAUAACGAAUUUAAUUAAUGCUAAUAUCACAAAUUUUGAUAAGAGCGAAAACGAAAAAGAACCCGCCACCAAUUCAAAGGAAAAAGAAUUAACCAACUUUAUUCCUCAUGCCAAGAAAGAAACUAAUGGAGAUUUAGUGAUUAAAGCCGAAGACAUAAACAAAAUUUUGCUUUAUUUAAAAAGAAAAGCCGAAGCAGAGGAAACAACUAGCCAAGAAGUGAAAAAAUUAAAAGAUACUGAUAAGUGA
This is a messenger RNA of Entrophospora sp. SA101, 939 nucleotides long. The record is from the annotation of a GenBank genome assembly. Lineage: Eukaryota; Fungi; Glomeromycota; Glomeromycetes; Entrophosporales; Entrophosporaceae.